AAGAAAGAGCGCGCGUGUGAUGUGUUUGUGUAUCCUCAGUGUUUUUCUCUCUUGCGUGUUUCUUUUAAACGGAGUCUUGUCUCUGUGUAUUACUAUUUUAUUGUUGAGAGGAUACAGGACACUACAGUGUGUGACAGUAAACAGAGCUUACAGGAGGAUCAAACCUCCACAGAGUCUCUGGAUUCUGUCUGUAACGCUGGAGAACAGCAGCAGACCAAACUGAAGAUGUGUUCAGUUAAACUCAUCGACUGCACGAACCUCAUGAUGAAGAUUAAAACGGAACCCACAGAAAUCAAAACGGAACACACAGAAAUCAAAACGGAACCCACAGAAAUCAAAACUGAACCCACAGAAAUCAAAACUGAACCCACAGAAAUCAAAACUGAACACACAGAAGAGGAAGAUCGUACUGAUGAAGACGAUUUUGAUUUUAUUCCAUCAGGUGUGAAGAGUGAUUCAUGUUUGGAUAUAGAAAUAACGUCCUCAACAUCAAAAGAGCGACUGACAGCACAAACUCUUUCCUGCAUCACCUGUGGAAAGACAUUCAGCUCACAGAGACAUUUAGAGAGACAUGAGAGAAAACACACAGAACAGAAACUCUUCAACAGAUCUGAGAUCAGCUUUACUACCUUACAAGAGAAGAAACUUCAUUCAGAAGACCACAGAGAGAAGAAGAAGAAGCAGUUUCACUGUGAGCAGUGUGGGAGGAUUUGUGUCUCUUCCUAUAAACUAAAUGUUCACAUGAGGAUACACAGUGAUGAAAAGCCUUUCAACUGCACUGAAUGUGGAAAAUACUUCAGAACCAAACAAAAUCUUAAAAUUCAUCAGAGACUUCACACUGAAGAGAAACCUCAUCACUGUAAUGUCUGUGGGAAGAGUUUUAGUCAACAGUCAAACUUACUUUAUCACAAGAGAAUUCAUACAAGAGAAAAACCUUUCAAAUGUUCUCAGUGUGACAAGACGUUUGCUUGUUCAAGUAACUUAAAAUACCAUCAGAGAGUUCAUACUGGAGAGAAACCUUAUCACUGUAGUGUCUGUGGGAAGAGUUUUAGUCAACAUACUUCAUUACUAAAUCACACGAGACUUCAUACAGGUGAAAAACCUUUCCAAUGCUCUCAGUGUGACAAGACGUUUGCUCAGUCAGCUUCCUUAAAAAAACAUCAGAGAGUUCAUACUGGAGAGAAACCUUAUCACUGUAGUGUCUGUGGGAAAAGUUUUGUUUCACAGACAAACUUAUCUAAGCACAAGAGAGUUCAUACAGGUGAAAAACCUUUUAAAUGCUCUCAGUGUGACAUGACAUUUACUUGUUCAAGUAACUUAAUAGUUCAUCAGAGAGUUCACACUGGAGAGAAACCUUAUCACUGUAGUCUCUGUGGGAAGAGUUUCUCUGAUUCAACUUAUUUAAGAGUUCAUCAGAGACUUCACACUGGAGAGAAACCUUAUCACUGUAGUGUCUGUGGGAAGAGUUUUAGUGUAAGUGAUACCUUACUAAAGCACCAGAGAGUUCAUACAGGGGAAAAACCUUACAAAUGCUCUCAGUGUGACAAGAUGUUUGCUUAUUCAUGUAACUUAAAAGCCCAUCAGAGAGUUCAUACAAGAGAGAAACCUUAACACUGCAAUGUUUUUGGGAAGAGUUUAUUGACAGUCAGUCAGGUUAUGACAAAAAUCUUGUAUUAAGUCUAAAAUAUUGUUAAAAACAUGUUAAUAGUAAAAUAAGAGUAAAUAAUCAAAUAUGAGCAAUAUUGCAGAUACCCACUUUCAUGUUGUUACAAACCUGUAUAAAUUUCUUUGUUCUGAUGAGGGAAGAUAUUUUAUUGGAGGAGACCAGAAAGAGAAAAGGGGAGAGUGACAGAAUAAAAAGAAGGACAAGGAUCAAUUAUAUUGGGCCAGCGUUCGAGGAGGGGUUUCUUUCCGAUGCUUUUGUACUAGUAAGUAAUGUUAUAAUGCUUGCAUAUUGUUUAAAUGAUGGUCUCAUUCAAAGCUUUGGAAUAACAAUCUUUACUUAUAAAACUGCAUCAGCAUCACACGAGGUACGUGUGAGUUAUUCCACCACACAGUUCCGUAUACGUCAGGGCGUACUCUGACGUCACUAAUGCGGAUACGCUAUAGAGAUACAAAUCACAUUAUUAACUCUUUCACCGCC
Molecule: messenger RNA, 2143 nt
Organism: Misgurnus anguillicaudatus (oriental weatherfish)
Lineage: Eukaryota; Metazoa; Chordata; Actinopteri; Cypriniformes; Cobitidae
Source: RefSeq, a predicted model, not a curated record